Messenger RNA from Chiloscyllium plagiosum (whitespotted bambooshark), 9328 nucleotides. RefSeq names its product APC regulator of WNT signaling pathway 2 (gene apc2). Gene Ontology annotation, cellular component: catenin complex; cytoplasmic microtubule; beta-catenin destruction complex. Lineage: Eukaryota; Metazoa; Chordata; Chondrichthyes; Orectolobiformes; Hemiscylliidae. The record is from RefSeq and is a predicted model, not a curated record. Gene Ontology annotation, biological process: cell migration; pattern specification process; negative regulation of microtubule depolymerization. Gene Ontology annotation, molecular function: microtubule binding; beta-catenin binding; gamma-catenin binding.
CACACAGAAACCAAGCCCUCAACAGUAGAGUGAGUCUCCCAGCUGCUGAAAGGCAGCCCGUGGCCAGACACAAUCUUUUAUGGGGUUGCUUUGGCUUCUUUCUUUCCUUCAUUCUUCUCUCUUUGGGAAUGAGGUGUUGGAAGAGCUCAGGAUGUCUGGCUCUACAUCUUCCUACGAUCAUCUGGUGAAACAAGUUGAGGCACUUAGAAAGGAGAAUUCUCACCUACGACGAGAGUUGGAGGACAACUCCUGCCACCUAUCGAAGCUUGAGACAGAGACCUUGGAUAUGAAGGAAAUGUUAAAGCAGCUCCAGACCAAGCUGGAGCAAGAAGCUUGCAACUUAGCGUCGACUGGAAGGAUCGAAAUUCUGGACCAGCUGAAAGAGUUGAAUACGGAUGUUGCCAAAUUAUGUGACAUAAAAUGGCAAUCAAACAUGGUGUGCUCGGGACUGGAUCAGCAUGCACUGGAGCCACCAACUGAGAGAAAACAAACGCACCCUGGUGGAAUAGCACUGGAGCAGGAUUCUUUGUCAGUGGCAAGUGGAAGUGUGGAGCACCUAGAGGAACUUAAUGAAGAAAGGGCUCUGCUCCUUUCUGAGAUUGAAAAGGAAGAGAAAGAGAAAGCCUUUUAUUGUACUCAGAUCCAGAAUCUUGGCAGACAGGCAGAUGAACUCUCACAAAUCAAGACUGUUUCAAAGCACAUGGAUUUGAUUCGGCAGCAGUUACAGUACGAAGCUCAUCAAAUCAAAGCCAUUAUUGAGGAGAGGUAUGGGACGAGUGAAGAUGUGACAGAACGAGUCCAGAUGCGAAUGAACCGGAUCCAACAAAUUGAAAAGGAAAUUCUUCAGUUCCAGCAGAAAGCGCAUCAGAAAGAGACAGAGUGUUGUGGAAAAUCAAAUGAUCAAGGCACAGAGAGCACAAUGAAUAAUUUACCUCAAGGACUGAACAACUUGGGCAGUAAGGUGGAGAUGGUGUUCUGGCUGCUGUCCAUGCUAGCAACCCGUGACAAGGAGGAUAUGUCAAGGACGUUGCUCGCCAUGUCCAGCUCCCAGGACAGCUGUGUUGCCAUGCGCAAGUCUGGUUGCCUGCCGCUGCUCAUUCAGCUCCUGCACGACAGUGAGAGGGACUCAGGACCGAGCAGGAACUCCAGCAACAGCAAGGAGGCCCGAGCCCGUGCCAGCGCGGCACUGCACAACAUCAUAUACUCCCAGCCCGAUGAAGGGCAGGCCAAGAGAGAAAUGCGUGUCCUGCAUGUGCUGGAACAAGUGCGCUUGUACUGCGAAACUUGCUGGGAAUGGUUGGACACAAACAGACAAAACAAUGGAGUUGAAUCUAACAACCUGCCACUGCCUAUUGAGCCCCAGAUUUGCCAAGCAAUGUGUGCGAUAAUGAAGCUGUCCUUCGAUGAAGAAUACCGACGUGCCAUGAAUGAACUUGGAGGUUUGCAGGCAGUUGCUGAGCUGCUUCAGGUUGAUUGUGACAUGUAUGGCCCGACCAAUGAUCCCCUGAAUUCAGCCCUGCGCCGUUACGCAGGCAUGGCGUUAACUAACCUCACCUUCGGAGACGUCGUCAACAAAGCUACCCUGUGCUCCAGAAAAGGCUGCAUGCAAAGUAUUGUGGCCCAGUUAGAGUCUGAAAGUGAAGACAUCCAUCAGGUUGUGGCUAGCAUUCUGAGGAAUCUUUCAUGGAGAGCUGAUGUCAACAGCAAGAGGAUUCUACGGGAAGUCAGAAGUGUAAGCGCAUUGAUGCAAUGUGCUCUGAAGGCUAAAAAGGAGUCGACACUGAAAAGCCUGCUGAGUGCACUUUGGAAUCUGUCAGCACACAGCACAGAGAACAAGGUGGCCAUCUGCUCUGUUGAAGGGGCACUGGUCUUCCUUGUGGGAACCCUGACCUACAAGUGUCAGAGUAAUUCACUCGCCAUCAUUGAGAGCGGAGGAGGCAUUCUGCGAAAUGUUUCCAGUCUCAUUGCAACAAAUGAGGAGUACAGGCAAAUUCUCCGUGACUACAAUUGCCUGCAGACCUUGUUGCAACAUCUGAAGUCCCAUAGUUUGACUAUUGUCAGCAAUGCUUGCGGAACCUUGUGGAAUCUCUCAGCUCGCAGCUCAAAGGAUCAGGAACUACUGUGGGACCUGGGGGCCAUUAGCAUGUUGAGGAACCUGAUUCAUUCCAAACACAAGAUGAUAGCAAUGGGGAGUGCAGCUGCCCUGAGGAACCUUUUGACCAACCGGCCAGCCAAAUACAAAGACACCAGCAUGGUGUCCCCAGGUUCCUGCAUGCCUUCUCUAUACAUGAGGAAGCAGAAAGCCCUGGAGGCUGAACUGGAUGCUAAACAUUUAACAGAGACAUUUGACGGCAUUGAAAAACUGAGCCCCAAGCAUCCAAAUAUCAACAAACCCCUCAGGCACAUUGAAAACCUAGCUAAAGAUUAUGCUUCGGACUCUGGCUGCUUUGAUGAUGAUGAAGGUCCAAAUAUAUCGACUGGAUUAGAAACUGGAGGCUUAAGUGUGCUCUCCAUGUACCUGAACUCUUCCUUUCUUCAAGGACAAGGCAUGUCCAGGUGUCGCAGUAGUGGAAGAUGCUCAGAAUCAGAUAAAGAUCUUGACGGAAAUCUUCAAAAAUUCAACCCUGCCACUGAUAAUGUGUCUGUCGCAGCUGAGAGGUUGGUAAAUCAAAUCUCCACAACAGUAGCCAGAAUUGACAAAAUAGUGGAAGAUAUGUCUAACAUGCACACAUCCUCGGAAGACAGUUUCAGUCUUAGUUCUGAAGAUCAAUGCAUCGACUGGCAGUGUGCAUUAGAUGACUUGAAUGAAACCAGGACAAAGUCUUCAUCACCCUGUAAUCUUACUGAUGUUGCUACUUCAGGCAAACGUGAAUAUCAUAGCAAAGUUCAUACCCUUUUGGGUGCACGAACAGACUACACAAACUUGUCAAGUGAUAGUCUAGAUGGUGUUAAUAACACCGCCGAAUGUGACACUAAUCCAGUGAAGGAAUCCUCAGUUACAGACCAAAAAGGUGAGCAUCCUAUGUAUCAGAAAAGGCCGACCAACUUGGACUUAAAGAGUGGGGAGAAAAAUCAGCUAGAUGGAAAAGAUUCUGAUGGACAAUUGAGUUCCAGGGAGUCUAAACCUACAUUGAAUGAAGCUUGGGGUAUAAGAAAACCUGAUGAAAUAAGUAAGAAACGAUUUUCACCUUUUUACGAAAAGAUCCACGUGACAUCAGUCACAACAGGAAGCAGUCAGAGUCCGAGUCCAGGACAUUCUCUGACACCUCAGAGUUUGAGUGGCAGAAAGCAAGCAUGGGUCCAUUCUGGAUAUUCACAGAGUAGCAGAAAUGUAAACCAAGGUCCCUCGAGCACAUCUACUUCCACUCCAAUUUCCAAUGACCAGGAAACUUUACAAACCUAUUGUGUGGAAGACACCCCUAUUUGCUUCUCAAGAUGUAGUUCACUGUCAUCCCUCUCGUCUGCGGAAAAUAUAUCGGAUGUCCAAAUCGGUAGUGAAAAUGAGGUUGAUAGUGACUCUUCUCUGGAAAUCAUUGGUGUAGAAAAAGAAUCACCACUGCCUGUUGAGAAGACAAUAACUGAUGAGUCUUUUUCCUCAGAGGAAAUACGGAUCAAGUCCAGUGAUCAUUCAUUUAGCAGUGCAUCUCAACCUAUAGAAAUACCUUGCCCAAAGCAUGAAAAGUUUCUGAUAAGGAAAAAGUUACCUUCGAGGAAUAUGGACUCCAGUCCAUCAAGUCCAUCAGAAAACUACUUGCAAGAAACCCCAUUAGUCUUAAGCAGAUGCAGUUCAGUCAGUUCACUUGGAAGUUUUGAAAGCCCAUCAAUUGUAAGUUCCAUUCAAAGCGACCCUUGCAGUGAAAUGAUAAGUGGUACCAUCAGUCCCAGUGACUUGCCUGACAGCCCUGGUCAAACCAUGCCCCCAAGCAGAAGUAAAACACCGUUGCUUGACCAGCUAGAAAAAGAUGCCAGUCAAGGCAAUAACCAUUGGGAUGGUGAUAUGAAAAAACACAUGGAUAUCAAUGAUUUUAAGGAACGGUUUCACCUCCCUCCAGAUAUUGACACUAUGCUGUAUUUCACCUUAGAGAAACCCAAUGAAAACUUUUCAUGCGCUUCAAGUCUGAGUGCCCUCACCCUUCAUGAGCCAUAUAUUCAGAAGGAUAUUGAGUUAAAGUUAAUGCCACUGCUACAAGAGAAGAGUUGUUUUAAUUGCCGUGCACAAGGAGAAGACAUCAGAGAGGAACGGAAUGGAGAUGGAAUGGAAAAAGUUGAUAAGCUUGAUAGUAUCCUGGAAAACUCUGAUGACGACAUCGAAAUCCUGAAAGAAUGCAUCAAUUCCGCAAUGCCAACCAAAUUCAGGAAAGUGAAAACCUCUGCUAUAUCUGGUUUGCCCACUCAGGUACUGCAAUCUAAAAAGCCUCUCCAGCUGCCUAUUUACAUGCUACUGCCAGCACACUCUCAGGUAGAGACAUCUGGGCACAGCACCUCAAAAAAUGAUACUUUUAAAGAAGAUUCCUCAUACUCUGAUUCUGUUGAUGGAACCCCGGUGAAUUUUUCCAGUUCAGCCUCACUCAGCGAUGAGACCUUAGAAUAUCCUCAGAAAGAAUCACCCAAAUUGAUAAACAAUAAGGCUGAAGUGAUUGAGAGGAGAGAGUUACUCCCUGCAGAAGGGCAAAAUGCUGAUGACUUAGAGGUGCCUAUAGCUGUAAGGAUGCACGAUAGAAGUCUCGAGCAGGGAAAUAAAUACAACUUGAAUGUCAAUAAUUCAAAGCUGGGAGCUCAAUCGCAUUCGCUUAAUCUCAACCAGAGGGAAGUUUUGAAAAGGAAUCAGAAUUCUCUGCCACCACAGUCAUACCAAGGCCAGAAUAGCCAUGUUUUCCAACCAGGUGGGAUUGCAAAAAGCUUAAGGAAGGAUCAAACUACAUCCAGACAUGUGCUGGAGUUGGACACAAAGAAAAGCAAUUGUAAGAGGUCAGAAGAAGGACAGCAAAGAAUGGACGUUCCUUGUGCCGAAUAUAUUCAUGGAAGCUAUGCAUUCCAAUCUAUGCGACACACUACACCUACUGAGGAAGCUGUUUAUUGCUUUUACGAAAAUGACUCUCUAGAUAUGCUUACUGUUGCAAAAGAUACAGUGAAACCGAAAACUGAAGUAAAAAAUGACUAUGAGGAAAAAAUCAUCAACCAAAAUGGAGCAGUGAAAGUUGAACCAGAUCAGAGCCAUAAAGCGAUCACAAAGCUCCGAACUGCCAGUUUGGCUAGUAAAACUGAACGAAAUAUAACCAAUGAAAGUCCUCUUUGCUUUUCCCUUAGUUCUUCAUUAAGUUCACUGAGCGACAUAGAAUUAGAGGACACCCAAGUGAAAACACGGAAAGCAUUUGUAAAAUCACGGAAAAAGUCUCAAAUCUCUACAGCUUCAAAAUCUUUUAAUAAUGGAUGCUCAUCUCUAUCAGCAAGACGGGAUAGUUCACCCAGUUCGUUGAGCUAUGAUUCAGAAGAUGAUCUUUUACAGAAAUGCAUCAGCUCAGCAAUGCCAAAGAAGAGGAAACAUUCUUCAAAGCGAAAGUCUGAGAGGUCUGCAAAGCAAAACAUGAAGGGUAAUGUGCAAAACAACACUGGGAGGAAUAUGGCUUAUGAUGUGGACCACAGGAAGGAUGCAAGCCGAGAUGUUUAUAGCUCACUGUCAGAUUUAACGUCUCCUGAUCUGGAAAGUAUAGAGUGGAAAGCUAUUCAGGAAGGUGCCAACUCAAUAGUCACCAGCUUGCACCAGGCUGCAGCCUGCCUUUCGAGAGAACCCUCCUCUGAAUCUGAUUCCAUUUUAUCAUUUGUGUCAGGAUUGUCCAUUGGAUCGACACUGCAUUUCACUCUGGAGCGGAAAGAUAAGAAAAAGACUCUGAAAGAACAAACACGCAGUGUUGAGGGUGCAGAAGGUGCUUCUAAAGAAGGAAGGAAACUGAAUGAAAAUAAUAAGGCAGCUGGAAGUAAAGUUUCUGUUGCCAAUAAAUUUUCCAAUGCACCUAAACCGCCAUCUCGGGCUGUGAGCUUACCUGUGGUCUUUCGAGGAAGGACUGUGAUCUACAUGCCUGACAUGUGGAAGAAGUCCGCAAUUGCUAGUCCUGCUUCAAAGAAAGCAGCACCUAAAAAUACUGCAGCUUCCAAAAAUUCCAACCAGACAUUUAGGUCUCGAAGCUUGCACAGGCCUGGAAAUAUGACAGAAAAGGUUGACAGUAGCUUACCAAAAAGAAGCGUGACUCCACCAGCAAGAAUGGCAAGAGGUCCUUCAAGGAAUUCCACACCAUCUAGACAGAUCCCAAAGAAUGCUACACCAUCUGUGCAGUCUAAUAGGCAAGGGAUGCCGCAUGCAACAAAACCCAGUAUCAACAAGCUUGAUCAGAAAUCAAGACCUCAAGCAGGUUCUACACCAUCUACUCCAAAUAUCAAAUCUCCAGUCUCAGGGAAACAGUCUCGCAAAUCCCCAGCCCAACCACCAAACAUUCAGACACCAACUAAACAGGGAACUCCCGCAAAGAAGAUGCCCUCUUUUCAAAGGAAUGAAUCUUUUGGACCGAAUAAGAGUCAAGGUUCUAAGAAGGUUAUGCCACCAAACAGACUGGACCUGGUGAGAAUGUCAUCAACAAAAUCAAGUGGCAGUGAAUCUGAUAAGUCCAGCUUUGUGCGACAGCUGACCUUUAUCAAAGAGUCCUCAAGCCUUCUCAUGAGGCAGAAAUCUGAAGCUUCUUCAUCUGAAUCAGUCUCGUCAUUGUCUCAGUCUGUGUCACCAAGAAGAAGCAAGUCAGAUUUUCAGAAGGCCUUCAUACGUUCUUCUCAAUGCCAAGAGUUAAGAGUUGGUAAAACAGCAUCCAACCUGAAUAUAAGUCAACGAAAAGCCAUGUGCAACGAGGAUGAACUCCGAACCGAGAAGCUUUCAAGAAGGCCAAGUUCAGAGAGCCCCUCAAGGCUCCCGGUGAAAAACAGUGCCGCCUGGAAACAGGAUAAUUUUAAACGCUAUUCAUCCUCUCCGCACAUAAAUGUAUUACAGCAGGCAGGAAGCCCAUCCUCCAUUCGCUCAGCUUCAUCAGAAUCUAGUGACAAGACAAAAAGUGAAGAAGAGCCUCGAACUAAACAACAGCUUGCAAACCAAAAAGAACAACAGAUGAAAAAGAAUCAGCCAAGUUUAAAAGGAACGUGGAGAAGAAUCAAAGAUGAAGACAUUCCCUAUUUUCUUAGCAACUCUCUUCCACCUUCAGCAAUGGCAUUGGUAAAUAAAUCAGAGUCUGAACAGCAGUUGAACAAAGUGGGGACUGUGGAAACUAAAACCAGUGAUGCUUUUGUGCAAACUGAAGACUUCCCCAUCACAAAAACAAAUUCAAGCACAUCGCCUACACUUGACCUAAUUCCUCACAUUGCACAGGCUAUUCCAAGGAAUGCCAUGAGCAGAUCAUUUAUAGGGAAAAAUACCGAGACAGCAUAUGGGGUCUAUUCAGACAAUGAACAGGAACCUGAAACGAUAAUGCAGAUGAGGAACAAUAUGACCGUUUCAGCUGAGACUGAAAACUAUACGAAUGUCCCAGGACAUAUGCAUUUCAAUUCAAGUAGACAUGGUUCUCCAAGCAGAGCAGCUCGAGUGACCCCUUUCAACUACAUACCUAGCCCCAAGACAAUAAGAUCAGACAGUGGAUCUCUCCAACCGCCCCAGAUACGAGCACCUAUUAUUAAUGAGAAGACAGUGGGAAAAGUGCAAAGCUGAAAGUCACCUUGAUCAGUAGACUACUUGACCUUAAGUACUUUAUUGCUUUGCAGUUUUCAUUUGAGUGAUACAAUCUAUGGAAGAUGUGUUCAUUCAUAAAUGUGCCUCAGUCACAGUCUUAAUUGGGGUACAAAUUGCAUGCGUCAUUUAAUUUAGUUCUACUACCAUCCAUCUGAUUAUGAGACUAUCUUUUUAAUUAAGACACAAUAAGGUGAGGUACUUCCUGCAAAGACACUUAAUAUCAACAAUGUUAAUGCACAUGUUUAUAUGUAUGAGCUGACCAUAACAAAUGGUGAUACAGAGCCAUAGACAAUUCUCACAUAUAAAUACAGGAUUAUUCCAAUGAGACGUGAGUGACUAAUGGUAACAUUCAAACUUUAUGAGUUUGUGUUUGGUUUCUGUUUGGUCAGUUAUUUGGCAGGUUUUAGUUGAACAAAAAGUAUUUGGCUGGUUAAUGCAUCUGGCAAAUCAGAGAUGCUGAGACAGUUAAGUUUGUGCUGAGAUUCUACUGGAUCUAAGCUGAUAUUUAUAAAACUGAUUAUUAAUUCAGCAAUGGUUGCCAUUUCAAUGAAUAUCUCAACUUACAAAGACAGCUACAAUGUGUGACAAUAAUAGGCUUGUUUCUCAGUUUAGACACUUGGUCCAAUAAUAAUGAAGUUAGGCUAUGUAACCUGAAUCAAGGCAUUCAAUUAUGUGUACUACAAUUCCUGGAAUAUUGAGUAAUGUAUUAAUGCUCCCCAUCCUGCUCACUAAUAUGUCCCAUUAGUAUGCACAGUCACACAGUUUAAAUGGAAAGAGGGAGAGCAGACGGUGUAAUUUUGUUUUCCACUGGAGGUCAAACACUGGCCUUUUGUUUUACAAAACAGUGUUUUCUGAAUGACCAAUGUAAACUAAAGAUAAAAGCAAGCAGGCAGACUGAAACACUUCACUCAUAGUUCAUUCCUAGGUUACAAGUCAAAUUUAAAAUUAAGGGGUAUCUUGUGUUGUAGUGGUAAUGUCUCUACCUCUGGGCCCCUGAAAGUCUGGGCUCACAUCCUACAUGCCUCAGACGUAGCCAAAAGAUUGAUUAAAAGUAAUUUAGGAGAGGGAAUUUCUGUUAGAUGGGAGCUUACAAUAAAAAAAAGGGUUUUGAAAGGGUAGUGUCAUGUUCUAAGCGAACUUGCUUCAGUUUCUUAAUACAAAUUUCAUCUUUAGGAUUUAUAAUUCAAAAUGUUGUAGGUAAAGCUUCCCUUUUUGUUUGAUGUUACAUUUUUAAAAAUUUAAAUCUUUUUGGAGAAAUUCUUAAUAGAUUAGAUUUUUUGCUAGUUCUGACAUUGUGCUAGCAAUGCUGUUGGCUGCGUUUUUAACAACUAUUAGAAUCGAUAAAUACUGAAGUUUAAUUUUCAGAAUUGUUAUCAUCUAAAAAUGCACUUAAAUAACUCAGUGGUUCAGGGAGAUAUGCACAGUGGUAACUCUUGAACUGUGCGAGAAUAAAUAUAGGGAAUAGAUUGUGUGUUGAGGAACUCAAGGCAACUUAAACACAUAAAUAAAAAGUAGGCCAUACCUCCAGUGCUUCAUCCAGAGGCUCACUGAUAAUGUUACCUAGUA